AACAGGUUUCUUCUUUUCGGCGACGGUUAUUUGUUAUUACAUGCAGUAUUAUUGGGUAGCCUUUGAAUGACAUAUACAGUAAUAUCAACAGAUACAAAUGUAUACAGUCAAAAGAAGGAUGUUUACCGCUAACUCGGAUAUUCCCUUCAAUCGGAAAACCUGGUCAUAAUUAGGAUGUUUUCAGCUGGCGUGUGGAUUGUCAGGGAUAGUUAUGAGCACACAAACCCUCCCCUGUUCCUUCAAUGAAUCUCUCUCCGUCGCUUGUCGUCUUGUUUGUUGUGUAUUUUUGACGAUGGACAUCUGAGUUCGGGUCUUUCUGGAACUACUGCUGUGUGUGUGUGUGUGUGUGUGUGUGUGUGUGUGUGUGUGUGUGUGUGUGUGUGUGUGUGUGUGUGUGUGUGUGUGAGAAGCGAGAGACCGGUACAGCAAAAGGGACAACGCCGGGGCUUAAGCCAUGGGAGGAAAUAAGAGCAAACCCAGAGAGCUGGGCCAACACUCUCGGAGUUUGGAUUGCACCAUUAGCAUGAACAGUGGGGGUGGCAGCACUGUGGGGCAUCACCUCAACUCAUGUCAGCAGAACUUCACACCCAACCGGACCCCUGCAGUGGAUGGCUCACGACAUGGUGCCCAAAGCAUCGCUAAUAAUGCUGAUUUGUCCUUGUUUGGAGGAGUGGAGUCCAUGAACAGCCUCACAUCACCUCUUCGUAGCACAUUAACAGCAGGAGGCGUGACUACAUUUGUGGCGUUGUAUGACUAUGAAUCACGCACUGCCUCUGAUCUGUCAUUCAGGAAAGGAGAACGGCUUCAGAUAGUGAACAACACGGAAGGAGACUGGUGGUUAGCUUGCUCACUGACCACAGGACAGCGAGGCUACAUCCCCAGCAACUACGUCGCUCCUUCUGACUCCAUCCAAGCCGAAGAGUGGUUCUUUGGUAAAAUUACCCGUAGAGACUCUGAACGCCUGCUGUUGAGUCUUGGGAACAGAAGGGGAACUUUCUUGGUCCGAGAAAGUGAGACCACCAAAGGUGCCUACUGUCUGUCUGUCCUGGAUUAUGACAACGUUAAAGGGAUGAACGUGAAGCAUUAUAAAAUCCGGAAGCUGGACAGUGGUGGCUUUUACAUUACCUCUCGCACACAGUUUAAUAACCUUCAGCUGCUGGUCAACCACUAUCGAAAGCAUGCUGAUGGUUUGUGCCACUGCCUGACUGAUGUGUGUCCAGUGCUGAAGCCACCACAGACUCAGGGUUUGGCUCGGGAUGCCUGGGAAAUCCCUCGUGAGUCUUUGCGUCUAGACGUGAAACUGGGACAGGGCUGUUUUGGAGAAGUCUGGAUGGGCACGUGGAAUGGGACAACACGAGUAGCCAUUAAAACACUGAAGCCGGGCACCAUGUCUCCAGAAGCCUUCUUACAGGAGGCUCAGGUCAUGAAGAAACUACGACACGAGAAGCUGGUGCAGCUCUACGCUGUGGUAUCUGAAGAGCCCAUUUAUAUAGUCACUGAGUACAUGAGCCAAGGUAGUCUGUUGGACUUCUUGAAAGGAGACAUGGGGAAGAUGCUGCGGUUACCUCAGCUUGUAGACAUGGCCUCACAGAUUGCCUCUGGCAUGGCGUAUGUGGAGAGAAUGAAUUAUGUCCAUCGGGACCUUAGGGCUGCCAACAUCCUGGUGGGAGAGAAUCUGGUGUGUAAAGUGGCCGAUUUUGGGCUCGCCCGUCUCAUAGAGGACAACGAAUACACUGCGAGGCAAGGAGCUAAGUUUCCUAUAAAGUGGACUGCACCAGAAGCUGCUCUAUACGGCCGCUUUACCAUCAAAUCUGAUGUCUGGUCAUUUGGGGUUUUACUCACUGAGCUGGCCACUAAAGGCAGGGUGCCAUAUCCAGGCAUGGUGAACCGUGAGGUGCUAGAUCAGGUGGAGCGUGGCUACAGGAUGCCGUGCCCGGCAGAGUGCCCUGAAUCGCUGCAUGAGCUCAUGCUUACAUGUUGGAGGAAAGAACCUGAGGAGAGGCCCACUUUUGAAUACCUGCAAGGCUUUCUGGAGGACUAUUUUACCUCCACUGAGCCACAGUACCAGCCAGGAGAAAACCUAUAAACAAACUCCUGUAAAGCAAUUUCAUCUGGAAGCAGGGAAGAGGAUGAAGGCUUUCUGUCCUGUGCUCCUUAAAGAGAGCAUGAGUGCUAAAGUGACAUUUUACAUGAACAUUGAUUUUCUAUCUAGUGCUGAGGCUAGGUAAUCAAUAUUUAAAUUUUAAAGUCAUAGAUCAUUUUCAGGAACUGCAGCAGACUGGAUGAUGGAUGGGGCCAGAGAGAAUCAGGGACUGUGUUAAACUGCUCUCUUUAAAACAGACGACAGGUGCCAUGUGACCGUUCACUUAUGCAGAGAACUGAGACAACAGCAGCUUUCAUCAGUUUACAUAAUUAAUGAAUUAAGUACUGACUAUUUAAAAUCAAGUCCUGAUAUAACAAACAUAAAAUAGCAUUUUUAAAGUUCACAGAAGAAGAAGGAUUCUGGAGAAUGGGCAAAAUCAGGAUUGAAGAUAUACUGCUGGUAAAGACAACAUAAAUGUUAGGUUACAGUUGACUUGUGUGAUUAAAAGGAAAAGGCAACCACGUCUUUGUUUUAACUCCAAUAUUUUUGACACAUGUUCAUUACUAUAUAUUGUAUUUGCAGUUUUAAAUAGGUGACAAUGAUUUAAAGAAUGUCGCAUUGAUUUAUUUCUAACAAGCAUGUAUUUGUUAUAGUUCAGUGUUGUGGUAACUUUUUUUGCCUCAGAUAGGUUACCACAAAAAAAAUCCAACACAUUCACCUCAACUGUAAAAACAAGUCCAAUUAAUAGAGAAGUUGUUUUUACUUCUCAUUUACCAUAGCUGUUUUUGUAGGUACGUUUAUUAGCUGCUUCUCGACUCUUGUCGAGUGUACUGGAGAUUUGUGACUCUUCCUCUUGAUGAUCCCAGUCUCAUGCUCCAAAAAGCUCCUCCGUCCUGUUCACUCCAUCCAGCAUACCCUGUCACCAAAUCCUUUUAUUUAUCAUGAAAUAUAAAACCAUCAGCAACUUGGGUAGACCCUUUAAGACACUUGAUUGAAUUUUAUUUUAUAGCUCUCUUUUACAUGAGAAGAUGUCUUAAACUGUUACUGUCUUCCAAUCCACAUCCUAUUCAACUGCUUUAAUGUUUCCUAGAAGAGGACGUCCUGUCUCAUGUUCAUGGUUUCCUAAACUGGGAUCAAGGACAAAGACUAUCAAACAGCGAGCAUUUUUGAAUCACACUAAGAUCAUGUGGCAGAUGAACCAUUCAAUAAACCAAGCAAAUGAAGUGUUAGAGACUCCAAACUCCAAAAUAAAGCAGCUGCCUUUAAUACAGCCUUCUCAUUUUUUUUUUUUUUUUGAUUUCUAUCCUUUAAUAUUAUGUUUUAAUUUUAUGAUAUAAUCCAAUGUUUUCUGCUAAGAUUUGAAUCUACUGACAGUCUCUUACAAAUGUGUUUUUGCUUAUGGAAGUCUGUUUUGUACAAUUCUACUAUAUAUAAAAAUGGUAUUUUUAAUGAUAUCAUUUGUUAUCAGAUGUUUUUGUAGUUUAGUCUGAAUUGUAAGUUAGGAACGUCAGUAUCCUCAAAUGACCAAACGAUGUGGCUUUGGGCACCUGUAAAGUGUUCAGUGUUGGGAAAUGCCUGUAUAAAUGCUGGCUGGUCUAGAGCCUGUAACAGUCUUAAACAAAACAGGAUCGACUUACUCUUAAUCUUAUCUUAAAUUAUACUAUGGCCUCAACAUUUUGCUAGUUUUUAACAUUGCAUAUGAAUUUCAAGGGCAAGAAUAUUAAUGCUUACAUAUGCUUUUCAAAGCCUAUCAGUUGGCUUGCAUUUGACUUGAAAUGUAUGAAUAACUGAAACAUGAAAUUCUAUACAUCACUGUAUUUCUGUUUAUAUGCUGUUUAUAUUAUUUCUUAUUAUAGCCAGCCUUCUUCCUAAAAUUUGCCUCUGAUCUAUUUUUUUUAAGAGUGAGUUAAACAGUUUUGUAAUACUUGUAGAACAUGUUCAUACGAUGGUGAGUGGAUCUGUGAAUAGUAAUAGUAAGGGGGUUGGUAGUCACUCGUGCACUGUUUCCUAUCAUUUGUUAUCGGUUGCAUUUCUCACUUUUGAGUGCUUUCAUGACACUGGACAGUUUGUUGUAAAUACUUUCUGCUCAUGUUUAGUGUAAAUAGUCAUAUUGUUCAUAUUCUUAUUUUUAAUUUGUCUCUUAUGGUUAUCUCAACUACUCUCAAAUCCCACACUAGGCAGUGGUUUUCAACUUCUACUUCAACUACAACUUCAGCAGUCUGCAUAAGAAAUCAGGUGUCUUUUAAAAACCCGCCCACGGCUUUUACGUAUUUUAUUUAGGAAUAGAUCUGCCAGGGUUAAUGUGUUAAUAUGUGCGGUUGGGUGAUGGUUAGUUAUUUGACUUUUAUUGAUAAUGAUUAUCACAGCCUUAUAUUUUCAAAUGUGUUCUUUUUAACCUUCUAUUUUUACAAUUAUAACAAAGAAGAGCAAAGAUUGCAAAGAGGUUUUACAAGAUGCUGUUGUCUUCCCAAAAGGCAUUGAUGUAAUUAGCCUAUGCAGUUCUUACUCCUGUCUUUUUCACAGUUUUUCCCCUUUGCUUACAGCUUAUUGUACAGUUUUGUCAUUUAAUGACCUGUUCCUUAUAAAGACUUUGUAAUGCGAGAUGUAUACUUUAACUGUCGAUACAUUGGUUUUUUUUUUUUCUA
Messenger RNA from Tachysurus vachellii, 4728 nucleotides. It is a transcript of the gene src, whose product is annotated as v-src avian sarcoma (Schmidt-Ruppin A-2) viral oncogene homolog. The record is from RefSeq and is a predicted model, not a curated record. Gene Ontology annotation, biological process: innate immune response; progesterone receptor signaling pathway; cell differentiation. The transcript has 12 exons. Gene Ontology annotation, molecular function: non-membrane spanning protein tyrosine kinase activity; growth factor receptor binding; ATP binding. Gene Ontology annotation, cellular component: extrinsic component of cytoplasmic side of plasma membrane. NCBI's taxonomy places the organism in Eukaryota, Metazoa, Chordata, Actinopteri, Siluriformes, Bagridae. Bases 455 to 2086 code for a protein of 543 amino acids.